AUGCUGCUACAAUUGCUGGUUUUGUUUGUGGCUUUUGCCAUUGGUGGAGCAGAAGAUCCCUACAGAUUCUUUACAUGGAAUGUUACAUAUGGUGAUAUCUACCCACUCGGAGUUCGCCAACAGGGUAUUUUGAUAAAUGGGCAAUUCCCAGGACCAGACAUUUACUCUGUCACCAAUGACAAUAUCAUUAUCAACGUGUUCAACAGCUUAGAUGAGCCUUUUCUCAUCUCCUGGAAUGGGAUCCAAAACAGGAGGAAUUCAUAUGAAGAUGGAGUAUAUGGGACAACAUGCCCAAUUCCUCCAGGGAAGAAUUUUACGUACAUACUUCAAAUGAAAGAUCAAAUUGGGAGUUUCUUUUACUUUCCAUCACUUGGAUUCCACAAGGCUGCUGGUGGUUUUGGGGGCAUCAGAAUACUCAGCAGGCCUAGAAUUCCAGUUCCUUUUCCUGAUCCUGCUGAUGACUAUACUAUCCUCAUUGGAGACUGGUAUCAAGCUAAUCACACGGACCUGAGGGCGAUUCUUGAUGGGGGCAAGAAAUUGCCUUUUCCCGACGGAGUUCUUAUAAAUGGUCGUGGUCUAAAUGGUGCCUUUUUCACCGUCGAACAAGGAAAAACUUACCGGCUUAGGAUAUCAAACAUUGGACUGCAAAAUUCACUCAACUUCCGGAUUCAAGGACAUAAGAUGACAGUGGUUGAAGUUGAAGGAACACACACUGUCCAAACUACCUACUCGUCCCUUGAUGUUCAUCUUGGCCAAUCCUACUCUGUUCUGGUAACAGCAGAUCAGUCUCCCCAGGACUACUACAUUGUUGCGUCCACUCGUUUCACUACGCCCAUCCUAACUACCACGGGCGUUCUUCAUUAUGCUAAUUCAAAUAGUCCCGUCUCUGGACCACCACCUGGUGGACCGACCAUUGAGAUCGAUUGGUCUUUAAACCAGGCUCGCUCCAUCAGGACGAAUCUUACGGCAAGUGGACCGAGACCGAACCCACAAGGAUCAUACCACUACGGUAUGAUCAACACAACGAGAACUAUCAGGCUCUCGAGUUCAGCAGGUCAGGUCAAUGGCAAGCAGAGAUAUGCAGUGAACAGUGUUUCAUUUGUACCAGCUGACACUCCUUUAAAGCUUGCUGACUACUUCAAAAUUGAUGGAGUUUUUCGUGUUGGGAGCAUAUCUGACGCUCCUACUGGUGGAGGAAUAUACCUUGACACGUCGGUCAUGCAUGCUGACUACAGGUCUUUCAUCGAAAUUGUUUUCGAAAACAAUGAGGACAUCAUUCAGAGCUAUCACCUCAGUGGCUACUCCUUUUUCGUAGUAGGAAUGGACGGAGGGCAAUGGACUCCGGCUAGUAGGGAUCAAUACAAUCUUCGUGAUGCAGUCUCACGAUGUACUACUCAGGUAUAUCCCAAUUCAUGGACUGCAAUUUAUGUGGCACUUGACAAUGUGGGAAUGUGGAACUUGAGGUCGGAGUUUUGGGCUCGACAGUACCUCGGACAACAAUUUUACUUGAGAGUUUACACGACGUCUACUUCUUUCCGGGAUGAAUAUCCCAUCCCAAAGAAUGCACUUGUUUGUGGUAGGGCUAGUGGCCGUAGGACACGUCCCCUUUAA
This is a messenger RNA of Fraxinus pennsylvanica, 1611 nucleotides long. The record is from the annotation of a GenBank genome assembly. Lineage: Eukaryota; Viridiplantae; Streptophyta; Magnoliopsida; Lamiales; Oleaceae.